Messenger RNA from Strongylocentrotus purpuratus (purple sea urchin), 5682 nucleotides. RefSeq names its product rap guanine nucleotide exchange factor 1 (gene rapgef1). NCBI's taxonomy places the organism in Eukaryota, Metazoa, Echinodermata, Echinoidea, Camarodonta, Strongylocentrotidae. Gene Ontology annotation, cellular component: plasma membrane. The coding region runs from base 1282 to 4569 and encodes 1095 amino acids. Gene Ontology annotation, biological process: positive regulation of GTPase activity; Ras protein signal transduction. Gene Ontology annotation, molecular function: guanyl-nucleotide exchange factor activity. The transcript is spliced from 20 exons. The record is from RefSeq and is a predicted model, not a curated record.
AUGAUGACGUUAUCCCAGCAGCAUCCCCGUCGUCAUGGCAACCGUUUCCCUUUGGAGCAUCGGCUGUCUGGAAGGAGAGGGUAAUGGAUAGGGUCGGAGUGGGAGACCCAAAGUGGCGUCCUCUGCCUCAAGCAUCUAUGGAAUUCGAUGCCAUAAUUCAGGCAGAGGGGGUGGGUUUUAUUUUAGAGAGCGAUGGAGAUGGUGAGGAUGAGGAGGAGGAUGGAUGAGCCGAGCGCUAGAAUCCAAAGAUAACUGGACGUAAAGAAUCGAUCGAUUGAACCAGAAGUUAAGAAACUAGAGAUGGGGCAGGAAAACCUGGAAAGGAUAGGUGAGGAGGGAUGACGAAAGGUGGAGCUGUGCGUUAUACAAGUAGCCACUAUUAUCAUUAUUAUUAUUAUAUUGCAUUGACCAGUUGAACCAAAAUUUAUAAAAUAUGAGAUGGGGAAAAAAUGACAAAAAGCUUUUAGUAAAGCGACAGAUAGAAGUAAAUAUGAAUGAGAAUUCUGGGGUAGUAAAAAUUGCAUGAAGCACUUUGGCAAAUUAAGAUAAAAUAUCCACAAAAGAAGAAAGGUAUAAAGAUCGGUAGAGGGAGCUGUCCAGCUAUCACUCAAACUUUUCCAGUUGUGUCUUAUUAUCAAACAUGAUUAAUAUUUGGCUGUAACAUACCUGACAGAUCACUCCUUUCCCCUAAAUUAAUGUAUAUAUUUGCGAUAAUAAGACCCUUUUAUGUCUCUGGCAGUUUUUCAAAAUUGAUAUACGAAUGAAAACUACAUAUAACAGAAUAACAAAGGAUACUGAAAAAUUACAUGCACGUUUGAUAUAGUGUUAUGAACAUCAUCUCCUUCAAACUUGGUCACGACUCUGUCGUGGUGUUCAGCCUUCUAAUAUGUGAUUCACUGUACUGAACCAGGCAAGCACUGCUCAAACUUGUCAGAGAUUUUAAAAGGGAGUGAGCCCUCUAGUGUUCAUGUUUUGUACAUGAUAGAUCAGAGCUGAAAUUCCAGCACUCUGGUCUGGUGCAAGUUACAACCAGUUGUCGGCAUUGGAUGUUUACAAGUUAGUUUGUACACGUAAAGUACUCCAGUAUUGUCCAGAUGACUCUCGAACUUUUUUGCGGUUUUGCGUCUUCCAUCUCUCAUAUUCUUGGAGGGAAGCCAUCACUCAGAUAAAUACAAAUUCAACACCCUUCCGCUGCCACGGAAAAACCGGAAUAAACAUCGGAACAGCGCGUCAUCGGACUCCCCGAGUGAGCGUGUGACCCGUAAGAAGAGCUUCGUGGACAUGGCCAAGAGGAAGAUGAGCCGCGGGACGAAGGAGACCGUGCUGCCGCAGCCCGAGACGCCCAAGAAAGUGGGAGUCGAUAAGGAUGUGGACAAGCUCAGAGGGUCAGAGAAGGCUGUAUUGACAGCAUUAAAAUGGUUCCUUGAUGUUGUUCAGAAGGAGACCCUAAUCAUGUUACCAGGGAGCACAACCAAGGUUCUGCAAGAGAUCAUGGAACUCAAUACUACACUCAAUGCUUGUCUCAAGCAAGAAGAAAGCUCGGCAUUGAGUUCGCGGCAUAGCCAAGUAUACCAGAGCCUCGCUAACCUGAUCCAUUGGGCCGACAAGAUAGUCCUCUACGGUCAGUCGGUCAUGGACAAGAACCAAGGCACCCAGGUGACCAGCGCCGUCAAGGACGGCAUCAGUGAACUGGUCAAGCUGUCCAUUGAGAAACUCCAACUCCAGGACAAGAAUCGGAACGAGGCCGGACGCCAGUCGCCCUCGGGAUCGAUGUCCUCCUCAUCGGAGCAGACCUCGUCCAGUCAGAAGGGUCAAGAAUCAUUGUCAUCGGCAUCGUCGUCGCCGGUCAGCCCUCACGGGUCACCGAAAGCGCUCAAUAACUGCAAUGCCAACACCAGACCUUCAAAUACUGUGGAAGCCAUCUUGGUGGAACAGCGCCCUCUGAGUCCCCGGGAGCAGGAGAUCCUUCAGAAGUCUCCCAUAUCUCCGUUCUGCCCUGUGGAGUUUGGUAGUCCGGCCCUGGACCCUACCAGUGCGCCGCCCAAACCUCCCCUUCCCGUUCAACGCAUCCUUGUCACAGAGAAUCUACCUGUACCUCCACUGCCACCGAAGAAAACCAUUAAGCGUAGUUCUCUGUACGACAACGAACCCCACGACGGGCCCUUCCCCAUGCAUCCUUCAGUACACAACAACAACAACCCCCACCUGAGCCGAUCGUUUUCCGGCAGCUCGAUGUCGGUGACGAGCCAGCAGUCGGACCUGAGCAACGCCAGCUCCCACAGCAGACCCGACUCCAUGCACAGUACCCAGCACUCGAGUUACCAUAGCGACGAUUGGGAGACGUCGACGACGACGACGGAGCAGAGCAUUGAUAUGUCGAGACUUUCUUUCACGUCGGGUCGCUCGGAAGGCACCCUGAGCCCCGCCCCCUUGAGCCAGAGCAUGCAAUCGUAUUCCUUGAAUGAAUCGGUCAUGAUCUAUCAAGAGAGGAGACUUACCAACGGGGGUUAUACCGGUGUAGGCGUCGGCGGGGAGGGUUGCGGCGGGGGCGACAGCACGCCCCCUCCUGCACUCCCGGCCAAGGUCAAGCCGAGGACGGUCAGGCAGCUUUCCGCUUACGAGAACCUCGCGCCAGAGGAAGCGGAUGCCCUGUGCAAGAAGCUGCAGGAGGAGGUGUUUGUGACGGAGGCACCACAGCCGGACGUGGUGGCAUGCGCAACCCCGAAAGGGAUCGCCAAGUUUACGUCUAGCGGGGAUAUCGACCUUAGGCAGGAAUCAGAUGGUCCACCGCCUCUCCCACCAAAAACGAACAAACACAUCAAUACUUACCUUGACCUUGUGGGGGGCUACAACACGGACGGUGUCGAGCUGUCCUUCCAGCAAUCGUCAAUCUCCACCCACAUGCUAGCCUACAACUGCUCAAGCCACGCCUCGCCCUAUGAGUACAUGCAGCGCCGGGAAGAGUUCUUCCAGCAGUCCUACCGCCUCGAGGGCCAGGGGCUCUCGGACUCCGUCUCCACCUGCAGCACGUGCAGCGUGGCCAGGGGUCACCAUUCGCACCCGGAGCGGUUCGAGCCGUCGCCGGGGGUCGCGGGGCGAAGCUACGACAAGGGGUACGAGACGAUGUCGCAGGGUAGUCACGAUAGCGACGAGCUGCCCCCGGCGAUUCCACCGAAGAAGAAAGACGCAAAUAGUUCCGAGUUGAGGUCGAGGCACUAUACAAAUCCAGAGAGGCCGUCAUCGCCCAUGUACGACCUCAAGAAGAAAUCAGAGAGUAUGAUAGAAAACGGCAAUCAGCAACACCCACACAAUGGAGCUCAGUCACCUGUCGCGAGACUGCCCGCGGAGGUGGAGUCUGAACCAGAAGAGCGCUUUAGUGAGGGCGGUAUCCUUGAUAUGUUAGAUGUCAGUGAACUUUUAUCAUGGAGUAUGGAGGAGGAAGGUAACCCAGUGAAGGGAGGUCCUAUCAAUGCAUUAAUUGUCUAUGCAGCCGAUGCAGAUAGAAAGGAUCUAGUGUACUAUGAGGCUUUUCUGACGACCUACAGAAUGUUCAUCAACUCAAGAGAUCUGCUCAACAAACUUCUUAACAGAUAUAGGAAGUUCCGCCACAAGACUGACAUGAAGUCCAGGAGAGCCAACCGGAACGCAUUCUUCUUACUCCUCAGGGUAGCAGGAGAUCUCAUUGGCCAGACAGAGGAUGACAUCUUGAAGAUGUUGAUGGAGCUGGUAUUCCAACUCCUCUGCGACGGUGAGCUCAUGCUGGCCAAGAUCCUCCGUGACAAGGUCCUCACCAAGAUAGAGAACAACAAGAAAGCCCUCACAAUCAGCAGCAAGCAUCUCUGGGGCGUCGGCAUCUCCAUCUCGAGACCAUCAAUAAAUGAGAUAACAAGUCAAGAAAUUGCUGAACAAAUGACCAUUCUGGAUUCGGUACUCUUCCAGAAAAUUGAGAUUCCUGAGGUCCUGAUGUGGGCGAAGGAGCAGUCGGAGGAGCUGAGUCCCAACCUAACGAUAUUCACAGAACACUUUAACAAGAUGUCCUACUGGGUGAGGUCUCUAAUUCUCCAGGAACCUAAGGCCCAAGACAGGGAGAAGCUUCUUAUCAAGUUCAUCAAAGUCAUGAAGCACCUGAGAAAGCUGAACAACUUCAACUCCUACCUAGCGGUGUUAUCGGCAUUAGACUCUGCUCCGGUCAGGAGGCUGGAAUGGCAGAGACAAACCGUAGAGGGUUUGAAGGAGUACUGUACAUUGAUUGACAGUUCAUCAUCUUUCCGCUGCUACAGGGCUGCAUUAGCUGAAGCCGAACCACCUUGCAUACCUUACCUUGGGCUGAUUCUCCAAGACAUCACCUUUGUGCACAUUGGCAACCCUGAGGAGCUACCUGAUAAUGGCGGCGUCAACUUUGUCAAGUGUUGGCAGUACUUCCAAAUCUUGGACAGCAUGCGUAGAUUCAAACAACAUCACUACGACACGCUGAAGAGCAACGAGAAGGUUCUGCUGGUCUUCAAUGAUUUCUCAGAGUACUUGGACGAGGAAGCCAUGUGGCAGCUGUCAAAGGUCAUCAAACCAUGAGAUCGAUCCCACCGCUGCCACCGAUGUCAGGAUCUUGGAUUCCUUGGACGACAUCAUCACGUAUCUGACUCUUAAAGGUGUUCAUGCGUGGGUAUACAGUUGUUCGUGAAGUAGGCAACUUGGCGAUCACUCCCGAUCACCACAUAACACUGAGCCAAUGGGUAUCACGCCCCCGUGCGUAGGUCCAUGUGCUGCCCUCUAUAUACCCAUGCUUGAGCAACUUUAACAUGGAUCCCACUCCUGAUGCUAUUGUCGGAAUCUUGGAUCCAAAAUUCUUACGCCAUCAUGGACCUCACUCUUUACAUGGAUCCCACUGUUUACUCCAUCUAGGAACCAAAUCCUGUAGGUGAUGUAAUAUCCCACUGCUGACACCAUUUUGAGAUCCCACUCCUCAAACUAUUGUCAGGAUCGCCCAAGAUUCCUUGCAGACACUAUCAGGGAUCUUACUCUUGACAUGGAUCCCAAUACUGCGACACUUAUCCUAAUCUUGACACGGUCCCUACUCCCGACACCAUCAUGUAUCUCACUCUGGCCACCAUCUUGGAGGCCUACCUGACACUAUCCGUAUCUUGGCUUGGAUUCAACUCCUGACAUGGAUGCAACUCCAGGGACCCAUUUCACAAAGCCUUUUUUCAAUGACAAAUGACAAAAAUCAGUGACAAAUCUGUUGAUAACCAAUCAGAAGCAAGGAUAUCAGUAGCUUAUAACAAAAACUGUCAUUUGUCACUGAUGACAAGUUUUGUGAAAAUCCGUUCUGAUGCCACCUGCUGUUCAAUGUACUCCAGUAGGAUACCCAAGCUGUUGCAGCUAGCGCUAUAACCCAGCUUCUUAUUGUCGAAAUCUACCGUUGAGGUCCUAUUGAAGACAGUUUAUUCUUUUGGUCACGGGACAAGCUUUCAGCCGCGUGGACUGCAGUGAAUCAAGUGUUGGUGUAACCCUGUGCUGCUUGAAGUGCAUCGAAGAUUCAAUCAACGUGUUGGCUGUGCCGACGUAUAUAUAUAUAUAUGAACUUGGCAUUAUGUGUUUUGAAGGCUGCAACUUUUUCUGCGGAGGAACAAACAUUUAUAGGCAGUAAAUACUUUUUCAGUAUUAUGUGUGUGUUCCCACAAUGUG